Messenger RNA from Xyrichtys novacula (pearly razorfish), 12760 nucleotides. The record is from the annotation of a GenBank genome assembly. Lineage: Eukaryota; Metazoa; Chordata; Actinopteri; Labriformes; Labridae.
AUGCAGUGGGCACAAGUUGCUCUUGGUAAUGAGUCUUUUAUCGAUCUCUAUACUGCGCGCUCUUACUGCUGGCUGGGAAAGCGAAAAGCCUGCCCACUCAUUAGAGAACAGGCUUCUUCGGACCCCUGCGUGGUGAGAUGCAGCUGAAUGCAAGAUGAGUUAUUAGUCAUGAUGAUGCCAGCUCACUGUGUGUGAAAUGAUCAAAUCUCCACAAAUAUAAAACCUUGAAUAUCCAUGUGUUUGGGGCACAUUUGAUAGUUUUCGGAGUGUUUCACAGAUAUGCUCUAAAUCGUUUGUUGAACCCAAAGUGUAAAUCAAUUAUCUCAGGCCAAGGCUGCAGACGAUAUCUGAAAAAGGCUAAAACUAACACUCUCUCUUGUGAUGAUAAAAGCUGGCUGUACUAAGUGUUUGGCUCUUUAUUGACCUGCAAUGCCAAUAAACAAAAAGGAAAGAAGGCUGAGCUUAGAAAAAGGAUUUUUAUUUUCAAAUGCUGGUAAAGUUUCUAUAGAAAUCCAGAAAACAAAUCAAAAGCACGUUGUAUUCAUACAAACACAGCUAUUUGAGCCCUUUAACUUCCAUCACAGAAAUACACAGCUCAAAGACCAAAUCUUUUACAGAUGAGGAGAAGACACCGACCGACUACAGCUCUUGAAGACGUCCAAACACUUCGACAUGAAAAGAAAACAUCACAGAUGGAGCGGUGAGUCAGAAGUUUAAACACACAGGUCAGCACAAACAUUGUAAUAUGACGAGUCAAAACUGUACAGAGACGAAAGCUAUCCUGUGAGAAAUUAACUCACAGAAGUAUGAAAGUGUCAGGUUGGAUGCUCUCUAAUUUAGGUCAACUAAUAACUAGAACCUGCAGAGACGAGGAGGCGUCAGCUGCAGAGAAACGUGUGACAUAAACCUUCAAAAACCUCUCUGUCAUUGCCUCUCGGUGCUCAAUCUUCCGGAAAAAUCGAGCCAUCUGGGGAAUUGAUCUUCACCACACGUUUGUGACUCAGGUCCUCAGUCCUGCACAGAAACUGGCUGCUGAUAAGUUAUGCCUGGAUCUGAAUUCCAUUAAAGCGAGACCGGACAGGGACAGAGUUUAUGUUGCAGUUGUCUGACUCGGCACACAGUGUUUUAUCGGAGAAGUCCCAGAGAGGAGGCACUUAGACUCGAUCCAAUCCUGAACCAGCAAAUAAACACAUAAGAAUUUACAGAUAAUUGAGUUUCUGACCAAAUAAAUGUUGUUUUGUUACAAUCAAAUAUGACGCAGGUUAAUGUCACAGCAGGUUAAUUCAGCUGUUUGGUGGUUUCUUGUAAUGACUCAAACUUUUCCUCUUCGAUACUGAUCAAUUUUUACUUCAAUAUGUUCACACUCCCAGUAAACUUGAGAGUUUUCUGUAAAUAAAACUUUUCUUUUUGUACCAAAGUUUGCAAAAGUUGUAGGCAAUCAGAGAAAGUCCUUAAAUUUCUUAGGGAAUAUGUUUUUGUAUACAUAUUUCCAACAGCACCCAGUACCUGCCUUACGUACACUAACUUGGCAUACUAUGUUCCUGUCAGAUGAUGUUUUCUGUGUAAUUCUGCACAUAUUUCAGAGCUGAGAGUUGAAAUCAUGAGUAAAGUUUGUGUUGAAAACUCAGAAGUCUUGAAGAGGUCAGCUGACUCUGCAGUAAAGGUCACUGAGCAACUUUAAUGAACUCAGCUCCUCUAAAUCCAGCUGGAUUACUCUCAUUAUUUUGUCAAAAAUUACAGUUUCAUUUCAGUAACAUCCAUUUUGAGCUAAACCAAACCAAGUCAUUCAUUUUAUCGAACUAUUCAAUGCAGUAAUGUUUCUCCAAUCUAGCAAGAUGAAAUAUGCAUCUAUGUAGUUUGAAAGCCUGAAAUCUUUGUUUCUGUGCUCUUAAAGUAGUCUGUCUGCACACACAAAGCGCAUGAAGGUUGCCGGGUAACGUAUGAAAAGGGACGGUUGUUCACUGGUAUCUAAGAUUGAGGACAAACUAAUUGCGAAUCAUAUGAUACCUUGUCUUUUAAAUUACUGAAACCGGAAUAAAAAGGAGCUCACCUGAGGAGGUCGGAUUAUCUGGUAAAUUGUACAAAAAACUUAGUCUAUCACUUGAUCCCGCCAGUUAGAUUAGCAGGUAUUACCGUAGAGGAUUUUACUCGCGCUUGAUGUGAACGCUCCAUAAGAAUACUUCACUGUGCACGGUCAUGGACUAUUUCUCAGAUGUAAAAAUUUGUAAUUUUUCAACCCGUAUAAUCAUCUUUUGAUUGAUCCUUGGCAUCAGAUUGUUGAGUUAAAACCCCAAAAUGCAAACUGACCAACUAACAUAUUAGCUCAAAUCAGUAGAGGGUUAUCGCUUACAACCGUUGUGGCAGGGGGAUGAAAGAUGGAGCGACACAGAGAUCGAAGUGACCAAAAAGUAUCUGGAGAUUUUACAAAUGGAAUCGGUGAACUGAACUUCAGUGUCACAGUGUGUUAUUUCCAAAGAUGGCAAACUCAAAAGGACUGUGUUCACCCUCGAAAGCUGCUGCUGCUUCAGAGAGUUGGGUGUUUUGAACUAAAACAGGAAGUCGAAUAACUAAUAGAGCUCACAUUACUUUGAUUUCUAAGAUAAAUAACAGUACAAGAGCUUAAUUUACUCGUGUAAGAACAUAUUAAAGUGGUUUAAAGGUAAUGCUUUAACACUAAUGUAAUUCGAAAACCCCAUUCUAUGUCAAUGGUGUUAAUCUAUAAAACUUUUUUCUUGACACAAACAAAAUUUGGAUCUUCUCAUUGAGGGCUGACUUGUAUCUGGACCAGUACAGUAAGACUAAUAAUCACUAACUGGUUGGAGGAAUUGGAAAAAGGCAGAAAAUUCAUCCAAUAUUUGUUUUAAAAUGUAGUUUCUCAAUAUUAUAAAUGUAUAAGGCAGAAUAUGUAGAAAAUUUCCCCCACAUUUCCUUGGGAUCUGGUGACGUGAGUCCACACAGUGACAGAAUUUACAGUCGAGCUUUAAAAAUAUGAGUUCACUGAGUGUUCAAGCGCCUUUCCUGUCACAUUUUUCUCUGCGAGUCAACAUGUGUGAAAGACUUAUCACCCCGAGCCUGAAUGAGGCCGCAUACUGACAACACCCCUUCUUAUAUAACCUUGAUAUGAGGUGCUGAUAGGUCCCUAUAGCUUCUGUACCACACACAUCAAAACUGCAAGUCUAUCAUCAUGUCUUUUAUUAACUCUCUGUAACCUCCCAUAGCUGCGGGGCUGCAGGUGCAUGAGUUCAAUUGACUGUUUCAUGUAUUUGCCGAAGUUUCGUAAAGGUGUAAGUUGCACUGGCAUUAAUCUGUGACACGGCAAACAAAAAUAAAUCAAUCAAUACAAAGUAACUCUGGGUUACAGGAGCUGUCCCCAUUCGUCUCUGUCCAAAUUCAAUCACAGUGUGGAUCGACACCAGAGUGAGAACAUUCGUCUCUCCAGUCUAGAUCUGUCGUCUGUGGUAGAAAUGUGAGUUUUAGGAGAGUUUGUACGAUUGCUGUUACCCCAUCCAAUAGAGAGAAACAUUCCCAAGUUAGAUAAAUCAAAAUGAAUAAUUAAGAUAGUACAAACACACAGCAAGAAGCGGUGGACUGCCUGCCUCCAUGAAAGUUUAAUGGCUGCCAUCUGUACCCGCUACAUUAGAGCAGCAAAGGAGAACGUAUUUGUGGGCUUAUGUUGCAUGGACAAUAACAUAGUGUACUGUAAAAUUCAGUGUAUAGGAUGCCCUUUGAACUACUUUAACGACUACUAGACAGGCAUUGCAAUGUUUUAAUGCUUCAGAGUGCAAAGCAUUGUGGAUAAAUAACUUGGCAGACCAAUCUAGCAGCACACUUUUCUUCUUCAUUAGGUCACAGUCAUGAGUUUCUCAAAGACGGUGGUACCAUAGACUGUUAUUACUAUAGACAACUUGGCUCCGACUUCCGUCAUUAUAUGAAUUUAAGGCUAAAUUGCUCUUGGUAUUUCUGAGAUUUUCUCCAUUUCCUGAAACCAACAUUGCACAUUAGCGUUGUAUGCAUUCAGGAGAGUUGCUGCGAUGACGCUUGGCUCAAAUAGUGUACCCCCCAGGUGAGCUACGUAAACUUUGUACGCCUGUAGGCUGUAUCAAAGAAGACUUGAGAAUUCUAUAUACAGUCUAUGGGCUCUAUUUUUGUGCCCGCCGGCAGCACGGCAGAGAGUGGCGCACCCCAUGAAGUGGUAUUUUUGUCUGGCGGAGCCCAGCACACAGCCAGUUUGGUAUUUUCAAAGACUGAGGCGCACUGAGGUCCGCCAAGCUGGGCGUGGUGGCGUGGUAGGGGGGGAGGUGUCGACAGAAUCAGCUGGCUCAGUGACAUUUUCGUGCUCGCUGGCGGCAAAGAAAGUGUGCUGAAAGCUUGCUGGUUCAACCUGGUCAGCUUUCAGCCCAGGCUGAGCGCAGCUGGUCUAGUGGUAUUUUAGUACACUGGCAGCGAAGUGCGCAUACGCCACUGAUGCCUCACCAGCAGGUUUCCAUAGUGUCAGGCACAUUUCAGUGAAUAAAUAACCUACAACAAAUAAUAUUCUGAGUCAGCUGAUGUGAUUGGGGAAAACAGGUCUUGGCUGUGUACAACCCAUUACACACCUUAUCUCCUCCCUCUCUACGACUUACGCUGCUGGGUGGAGCUGAGUUAGGGAGGGGGAAUACUUACGCCAGGCUGCGCUGCUCACCAAAAUACCAAAAUUUGCUUGGGCACGCCUUAUCAGCACGGCGGACCUGACUUACGCUGCGUCUGCGCCACGCCACCGGCGAGGCACGAAAAUAGAGCCCUAUGGGUGUUACACUAUAAAAUGAAUACACCUUUUAUUGGCUCCUCAAUUUAGGACAAAAGUGAUCAGGCUUGCCUCUGCUAACUGGUUUCAAUGAAUGCGUCUGUCCAUACUUUAACCAGGAUUAGCUUAGCUCAACAACCGUAUGGGUGUUGAUAUCAGAAAGCUACACAUCUGCAUAGAAACUGCACAUUGUUGACAUUGAUACAAGUCUUCCUGUCAAAAACAGACAAUCGUGAUAGUAUUUCCUAGUUUUAGGGUAAUAUUAGUCAGAGAUUUGCUUGAGCUGUUUUGAGUUUCAGUGUCCACUAUAGGAGUUAUUUUACACAAACCAUUAGAUAUACCUCCAUUCAAACUGUACAUGCAGCAGUCACUGGUGAAAAAGGUACAUUUCUUUCCUCUCGUGCUGCUGUCUGUUCACAUUUCUGUUGCUAUGCAUUUCAUCACGUCGCCUUAACACUGAUUGCCUGUACAAUUGCCUCCAGAGGUAUUUUCACAUGCUAACACCCUGCAAGAAAACAGAUAAAUUAAGGUGUUCCUGACCUGUUCAAAGGGCUCUGUCAAAGCCAGGCUGUAGUAAAGGUAGUUAACAAUAAAAUUUCCCCCAAAACAAUCAAUUGAUCUGAAACAUUAAAAGGCAUAAUCCCUUUGAAUUUAUUUCUCUUUAGCCAGAUGAAGUGUGUAGUAUUAUGUGUAUUUGUGGAGAGUGUGGGUCCCCCUGUGUCUCAGUUUCUUCUUUUGAACGUUUCGCAGCAUCAAUCAUUGUGCGGUGUGAUGCUCACAGCCAACAGCCCACAGGUCAGGACAAAUAGAAAACGUGCGCGGACCACUUAACACUGCGAUCGCUCUCCUCCGUCCUAGUCUGUCUGCAUCAGACCUAAACAUAUGAUAUUUGCCAAUCUGUGAAUCACAGCAGUUUUUGUGAGGCUGCAGGUGUGACGGAGAGCAGGAGACACGCUGCAGGAUGAAGCACAUGAACAAAGGCUGCGAACAAACAAACAAACAAACAAACAAACAAACCUGGGCCGCUCUGUGCAAAACUGGGAAUUAAUCAGAGUGAACCUGCUGUGACACAGUUAGAAAAAUAACAUCUGUCAAAUUUACCGCUUGACUUUUCUUAACAGUGGCCCUCUCUUCACUUCACUGCCACUGUAGUUGGAUCAGCCACCUGAGCUAGCUUUUGUUUGUGGCAACUUUGGAUUUGCAAAUAUAACCAAAGACAAACUUGCUACUUGGCUUGCUUCUCUAGUUAUACCGACUUAAGUAACGACCAAACGAUUGCAAUACACAGCAGUCUGAGGAGCCAUCAGCUGCUGAACUUCAUCAGCAGUACAUAUGGGUCCCAGCCACAACACUAGUCACCAAACAACUUUUUAACUUUGAUUAAUUUCUUUCGCAAAAAGACUAAACACAACUCACCCAAUCUCCCCAAGCAGCCGCUUAUUUGUGGGAGGAGCCUUGACGAGUCGAUCACUGAGUGCAGCGGAGUUUUGCAGCUCAAGGAAGAACAUUUAUGAUCAUUUCUUUAUCAUUUCCAUGAAGUGAUAAUCAUCAUAAUAAUCAUUUUGCACUGCAGACACGGUAGUCCAUCUACCUUAGCGUCUCGGUCUGAUUGCAUUUCCAUGAAGUAAAAAUCAUAAAUGUUUUUCCUUGAGCUGCGAAACUCCCUUGCACUCAGUGAUCAACUCAUCAGGGCUCCACCACAAACAAGUGGCUGCUGGAAGAGAGAGUAGGUGAGUUGUGUUUAGUCUCUUUGCUAAAGAAAUUAGGCAAAGUUAAAAAGAUGUUUGUAGCUAGUGCUAUGACUGGGACUCUAUAUGUACUGUUGAUAAAGUUACGUGCUGUUCUGAGCAUUAUUUGUGGCUAAAGAGUGGCGUUAUAACUAGAGAAGCAAGCGGUCGGCAACAUUCAUCUCUCGAGGGGGUGUCUACAUCAGUGUUAUGGAGUGUUUGACCUUAACUUAAUUUUACGCCGGAACAUCCUUUAAGUUUCAAUUGCUGACAAAUUUGAAAACCUUAAAAGAUGUUAAGUUUCUGUUUUUUCUUUGUUCUGUUAUUUCAAAAGGACUACAAAAGAGAUUUUAUAGGUUAGCGUUGUUAUUCUGUAAGUCUCAGGCAGUUUCAUUUUGAAGUCUCUAUGAGCCAAAUCCUUCACGUUUGGUAUGGAAAUGAAAAAAGAAAGAAUCAUAAAAUCUGUACAGAACUACACACAAAGACACACACCUGCACACAUUGCAUGUAUAAACUGGCCCUGCUAGAGAACAGUGCUGAUGGUGUCAAAGUCCUUGCUGAUUUGGGAGCUGCUGGGUAGUGACUUGAGGUACUCCAGGUGCCUCCUGGCAUCCUCCUGAUUGUGUCUGACAUAGUAAAUGACAUAUGCAAUCACCAUGGUGAACCAUCCAAACAUGGUGACGAACAUGGCUACAUCUGUGGUCUUGUGGUGAAAGUUGCAGAAGUUGAUCCCUGAGUCCAGCACCUGGAUUACCGGUUUGCCGGCGUAUUCCUCCUGCACGGCAGUGUGGCAGAUCACUUCAUUCACUGUCUCUGGGUCCAGACGCAGCUCCCUCAGGACCUCCUGCAGCGUGCACUCGCAGUGCCACGGGUUGUUUGAGAAGCUGAUUUUUGCCCUUAGUCGGGCAAAUGCCUCUUUGGGGACACUUUGGAUGCGAUUGUUUGAUAGAUCCACGAUGAGGAGGCUGUCAGAAACGCCUUGAAAUGCUCCAACAUCGACAGUCUCGAUGUCGUUGUUGGAAAGGUCCAGCUCUUGAAGAUAGUGCAGGUCUCUGAAGGCGUGGUUUGGGAUGUGAGUGAUGUGGUUGGAUGCCAAAAGAAGAACGACUGUAUCUCUUGGAAGAUCUGAUGGGAUCUUGUCUAAGUUGCGAGACAUACAUUGAACCACGGUCAUGCCGCUCUUCUCUAUGCAAUGACACAUUGAGGGGCAAGCCUUCACCGGUGCGCUCCCCACGAAUAAUCCAAACAGCAAGCCCCAGAGGAGGGCAAAGCCAUGACAGAGAGGGGGCUUCUUGGGCUUCUCAUGCCCUGAAAAGUUCUGCAUAUUCAGCAGCAACCUCUCCUGAGUCCUGUCAGGCAAAAGAAAUCAUAGUUUCACCUGUUCCUUUACAUGAAACGCUGAUGAUUGCAGCUUUACUGGCUUUUAAAAUUCCAAAAUUAUCCGUUUAUUCAUGCAAACAUUCGGGAUUAUCUUGCGAGAUUCCUUCCAAUUCAGUGUAAGAGUUUCAGAUAAUCUUUCGGAAAAGAUUUCAAAAGAGGUCAUCCAAAAUCGGAGCUGCUCUCUGAGCAUAUUCCAACAAGGAUCGGUAAUCCCAGGUUUAUUUUGAGAACAUUGUAAGCCUCAGAGAGUCAAGUGCACCACAAGAAACCCUCGCAUCAACAUGGCAUGUGGUGACCUGGAAACAAAAAGAAAAGUGUUAUUCUUUGACGGAAAGAUUAUAAAAAAGUCCCCCAGAGGCAGAUUAAAAUAGACGUAUCAGAUUCAUCAAACGACCCCUGCGAAGAUAUCUCAUCUUCCAAGUGAACAGGCAAUUGCUUUUGUCCUCUGUAAGUGAGCUGAGUAAAUGCUAUUCCCACAAUGUUUACAAAUGUAUAAUGUGAUUAUUGAGAAAAAUCCAUUGCACUUUAGCAAAUCUCAUAAACCGGCAGGGCAGCGUUCGCUCAUUCAAUUAAGGACGACCUAAUAUUGUUCUGCCAUUGUUUACGAACCCUACAUGAAUUAUCCUUUGAUACCAGAGCACAGCGGUGAAUAUCAAUCACUUUUUAGCCAGCAUUUUACCAUAUAGGUUGACAAAGACAGAAAAAGCACAACAAUGAAUAGGCUAUCAUGUUUGUUUUUCCUGCACAGCUCCCUCACACUUCAAGGACUACUGUCACAUUUGUAAGAAUAGCUGCAAGCCUCAAAUUUACUCCAUCUGUCUGUCCUGCAGGAGGAUCAACACUUUAGCGCUGUGCACCCUCUGCUGGGCUCAGCUGAACACACAAUGAGACCCUCGCUGUGUUCGAGGUCAUCCGCCCCACGGAGCUCCGUGUCCUCUUCAUCUCAUUUUUCACUUCUUCUCCUUGUCUUUAGUGGAGGAGCUUCGUAGCUUGAAGCCAUGCAGACACACAAACACACACACACUCACACACACAUCAUACAGGCCCCUGCGAGUCUUAAAUAAGACCCUCACGUUCACGUCAGCCUGGGCUCAGCAUGAGGUGUGGGCAAGAUGUGGCAUCCACACACACGCAAGGGCGGUUCACACACCCCUUCGAGAGUAAAACUGGACAUUUAUUUCAGGCUGUUUUUACUGUUGCAUAACUUUUUUUUUGCCUGAGCUUUUGGUAUCAUGUGUUUAACCUUUAUUUUGAAAUAAGGUGACAAUAUAGGUGCAUUUAGGUCAGAUAUCAGUCAUAUCUGUGGAAACAUUGGUACAAAUGCCUUUUAAGACUCCUGUGAAUAAGAGUAUGUUUUUAUGGGUCUAUAAGUCUAUGUUUCUUUUUAUUUUUUAUCUGUUUCUCUUAUGCUAUUGGGACUUGAGCCUGUAAUAAAACUCAUAUAUCUGACUCUUAAAUAUCUACGUUUACCAAAGUUUUACAAGGAAAUGAGAUAUUCCAGUUAAAUCACAGGCUAAAAAUUAAAGUGAAUUUAUUGUUUUAUCUUCUGGCAAGAAGGAAAAAACAGAAGAAAAACUCAGAGAGUUGGAGUACAAUGAUUUUUCUCAAAGCCAAAUCAACAGCCUAACCUUCUUUUGUGUAUUUACAUUGUAUUACCACAUGGUUUUAUAUGUAAAUAUUAGUGGUAGGAGAAAAAAAUCGAUUCACAUAAGUAUACAAUUUUUUGUUUUAGAAUUUUUAAGUCGAUUUUUAUGUUCAAAAAUUGAUUUAGAAUAACUCUUAAAAACAGACUAACAUGUGAUUUGUAUUUUCAGGGCAAAUAUCAUCCCUGGAAUAGUCAGUACACAAUCAGAAUCAUUCAGCUGUUUCAUUAGUGUUGCAAAUGCAGAUUAAAUACCGAGAAAAUCGACAAUAUCGUAGAAUCGCAAUUUAAAUCGGAUCGGCAUCCCUUGUAAAUAUUACAGCAUUUGUGAGCUAGUUUAAUGUCACAGUAAAGACUCAUACUUGUUGAGAACCUUACCUGAAAAAUGUGAAGUAAUGACCACUCCUGUCGUCCGUCUCGUGCUUUUACAAAAGGUGUCCUUAAUAGUCCAAUUGUUCUAGUUUGGUCUUGAAAAGCUCGUAUUAUCCUUCGUUUGAACCUUUACCAAAUAAAAAGUAGCAUACACCACGCGAGCCUUCUGCGUCCACGUCCACGAGAACCGCAAAGUUACAGGGCUGCACGCGAGAGAGUUCCUAAAUCCCCGCGUGUCUUCAGGAGCGGCUCCUUUUCUGUCUCCUCUCCACACCCAGCCCGACAGUCUCACUUGUUGAUGCUGAUGUUGAUCGUGCUGGUCUCCCGUGGAUUCCAGUAGCCGCACCUGUCCGACUCAUCACGCGCCUCUCCCUCUCUCUCUCUGCACCGUGCGCGCGUCGCUCCAGAAGGAGUCCCGGCUGCGCGUGGAAUGGUUGUGCUCUUCUGCUGGCAGCUCUGCUCGUUUUCACUCUCCCUCUGUGUGUCUGUCUGUCUGUCUGUCUGUCUGUCCUCCUCCCUCGGCCGCCCAGCGCGCACCGCCCCUCUCCCCUGAGCCCCCCGCUCCGCUCUAAAACAAUUACCCUGUCAAAUAAGACCGUUUAGUCUGAAAAUCGUUCCUGGAUGCAAAACAAGAGAGACACGACCACUGCUUUGGAGAAGUGUGUUUAGCUGUUAAUCAGGUAGGGGAGCGAACACCUGCACCAACAUUAUCUUUGAGGCUGUUAAAGGUGUUCAGUUUGAUUUCCUCACACAAUAUUAUAAUCAGUCUCCAUACACUACACUGAUAAAGUCAUAAUAGAAAGUGGAAAUCAAUCCUCAUGUAAAACAACCUAACUCUUGACCUCAUGUGUCGGAUGAGAACUGAUGUAUUGAUCGCUUUAAUCACCUCAAGUCCUGCAUCCAACAGACAAUCAAGACGCCUGCAGUGAAUCAGGAUGUCCACUCUCGCUGUUCUCUGCUGAUAAUUACAAUGUGAAGGUUGUUUUCACAGUCAUAUAUGACGAGCAAAGGAGGAUAUGUGUCUCCAAUUUGGUAGGUUACUUCAAGCUGCUUGGCUUUCUGUGACUUGAUUACACCAAAUGCAAGAAACACUGAAAACUAAUCUAUACACUAAACCUGAUUACUGUUGAUUACGGUCAAACACACUGCAACAGUGAGUUAGGCACUCUGUUCGAGAGAUGAAUGUUGACGACCGCUUGCUUCUCUAGUUAUACCAACUUUAGUAAGGACCGCAUGAUAGCAAUACACGACAGUCUGAGGAGCCAUAAACAAACCUCAACCAAAACACCACUCUAUAGCCACAAAUAAUGCUCAGAACAGCACCUAACUUCAUCAACAGUUUGAGACUAAACACAACUUACCGACUCUCUUCCAGCAGAUGCUUGUUUGUAGCGAGACCUCAGGCCAGUCCAUUACGGACUACAGCGGGGUGACGCACCUCAAGGAAGAACAUAUAUGAUCAUUUCUUCAUGGAAAUUCAAUGAGAAGAAGAUGCUAAGGCAGAAGAGCUAUCACAGAAAAACUGCAGAGAACCAAAUACAACUCACCCACUCUCCUCCAGCAGCCGCUUGUUUGUGGGGGAGCCCUGAUGAGUUGAUCACUGAGUGCAGUGGAGUUUCGCAGUUCAAGGAAGAACAUUUAUGAUCAUUACUUUAUCAUUUCCUUGAAGUAAUAAUCACCAUAAUAAUCAUUUUGCACUGCAGACGCGGUAGUUCUUCUGCCUUAGCGCCUCGGUCUGAUUGUAUUUCUAUGAAGAAAUGAUCAUAAAUGUUCUUCCUUGAGAUGCGUCACCCCACUGUAGUCUGUAAUGAACUGGCCUGAGGUCUCGCUACAAACAAGUGGCUGCUGGAAGAGAGUAGGUGAGUUGUGUUCAGUCUCUUCUCUAAAGAAAUUAGUCAAAGUUAAAAAGAUGUUUGGUGGCUAGUGCUGUGGGUGGGACCCUAUACGUCCUGUUGAUGAAGUUAGGUGCUGUUCUGAGUAUUAUCUGUGUCUAUAGAGUGGUGUUUUGGUCAAGUUUGUUUAUGGCUCCUCAGACCGCUGUGUUUUGCUAUCGUUUGGUCGUUACCAAAGUUGGUAUAACUAGAGAAGCAAGCGGUCAACAACAUUCAUCUCUUGAGGGGUGCCUAACUCUGUGUGUUUGACCCUAGAUCAAUUUUACGCUGUUAUAUCCCUUUAAUUACACCAAAUGCAGGUCAGAAACACUGAAAACUAAUCCAUACACUGAACCUGAUUACUGUUUAAUUAAGGAGAUGUCUAAAUGUGAAUACGCAAACAAGAAUAUUUCCUCACACUGUGCUUGCAAAUGAUGAAAACUCUGUUAUCUCUCAAUUUUAUCAUAAAGAAUAAGCUUUAUCUUUUCACUAAAGUGGCAUGACAUAACAUCUUGUUGUGAUUUGAUGCUAAAAUUAAACUGACGUGCACAGAGUCAACACCACAGUGACUAUAAUUCGCAACAGUUUGGCAAAUGAGGUCACAUCCCAUGUAACCUUGGCGGAUUGUGUGUUCAUGACUGCACACAAGGUGGCAAAUUUAGCAUUGUUGUUUUUUUUCCUGUAAUCAGAGGAACAGGAAGCAUUAAAUUUAAUGUAAUAAAGUCUGCUUGGAAAAAAAGGUGAUUUGAAUCUGAAUCUCAGAGUUUCUUGUAAAUGGUUUUUAUAAUUUGACGAUAAAACAGCGUCGUGUUAAUCUCCAAAAAGUCUCCCAAAACAGAGUCUUCGGAAAGUGAGUUCAACCAACCGGCUCAAUUGCAUUUUCUCUCCCCUGUGAUUGAUAUAUAGGUCAGCUGGUCCCAAGGUUCCAUGUGUACGAGUCCUGUCCUGCCGCAGACUCCAACCCACAGCGAGCCAGCUGGUGUGA